AUGUCCACUCCCGCGGACGAUUACAGCGAGCAGUCGUUCUUCUUCCCCGAGUUCAUAGCGGCAAUGGCGCCGCUUGAUGAGCGCUCGGCGAUGGAAUAUUUCACGUUCUCUCCAUGGUAUCGCACAGAACCCCCUUCAAACAAUCAGAUUCUUCGCAUGCAAAACGUAGGGAAUGAGAAUGGGGCGGAAAUGAAUGAGCGAGAGGAGUUAAAGUAUUUCACGGGGCUAGAGUUUGCUGUCGUGCAUUCAGAACCCCCAUCGUUGUUCAUACUUCACAAACGAGAAAGAUUGUCUCCAGACGAAGUUCGCCCCCUUGAAGUGUACUACCUUAUCAACAAUCGAAUCCAGCAAUCACCAAAUCUUUACGCUCUCAUCGCGAAUCGUAUGAACGCUUCGUUACACGCAUUGAUGUCCUCAAUGUCUAUCCUUCGCCAACACAAGCCUGCCUUCACCCCUAAGAAAGGACACGUAUGGCCUGUUUCA
Molecule: messenger RNA, 483 nt
Organism: Cantharellus anzutake
Lineage: Eukaryota; Fungi; Basidiomycota; Agaricomycetes; Cantharellales; Hydnaceae
Product: mediator complex, subunit Med6
Exons: 5
Biological process (GO): regulation of transcription by RNA polymerase II
Cellular component (GO): mediator complex; core mediator complex
Molecular function (GO): transcription coactivator activity
Source: RefSeq, a predicted model, not a curated record